AUGUGUUUGCAAGACCAACCCGAAACUAGUGACCAACCCAAAAAUAAUGACCAACCCAAAAAUAAUGACCAACCCGAAACUAGUGACCAACCCAAAACUAGUGACCAACCCGAAACUAGUGAUCAACCUGAAACUAGUAACCAACCUGAAUGUUUAUUACUAUACCAAAGUAUUUAUGAAGAAUCAUAUGAUGAUUUAUAUGAAGAUAGUUGUGGAUAUUAUGAGCCAGAAGAUAGUUGUGGAGAGGAUGAGCCAGAAGAUAGCAUAUUGAGAGAAAUUUAUAGUAGACAAACGUUUGUGUUAUUUGAAGUACUUGAACAAUGUUUAAAGCGAUAUGCUAUCCGAAUAGGCUUUGAAAUAAGAACUGUAAGAGUGGAAAAAGGCGAAAGUAAUUGGGCAAGGAAGACAUAUAAGUGCCAUCAUGUAAAUGCUUUAUAUCGUAAAUCUGAGAACCUAGUAUUUGUUAACAAAUUUGUUAAUGAACAUAACUAUCCAUUACAAAACCGGGAUUCUCUUCAAGAAUUCUCACCAGCAUUAUGUAGGAUACCAGACGAUAUAAUGAAUGAAAUCAAAUUUUAUGUACAAGAGUGUCAAUUAGGGGCUACUGUUUUAAAAAAGAUAUUAAGAAAAAAGUAUCCAGAUCAGGACAUUUACCGCCAAGAUCUUUAUAAUGCGAUACAUAAAUUUAAAGCUGGUUCUCAAGUUAAAAAUGACGCUGCAACACUUCUAGAACAUUUAAUUAAAUUACAUUCGGAGGAUCCUGAAUAUUAUUUCAAAGUUGAAUUUGAGUUCAGAGUUGAAUUAAGACUAAAAGAUAAAGCCAAAUAUUCACGAUGGCAAGAAUUUUGGAAUAUGAACCCUACUACUGGAAUCCCCCGGGUCUCUAAUACUAUUUUUAAUUUGAUGGAUAAAAUAUUAAAAAAAUAUCUUACACCAAAUUCGCUGGCGCUGCAACAGAAGCAAAUGAUAGAAAGCCUAUUGUAUAGAGUUCGGAUAAAUGAACUUAAGGAUAUUAGUAUAACAAUGCAGAAUUCAAAUCAGUAUAAUGAAGGGUUUCUUAAGGAUGAUUAUGAAGAACCUCAAAUUUUAAUUAACAUGGCUUUGGAGAAUUGUUCAGAGGGUGUUUUGAAAGGACUUUUGUUAAGAGAAGAAGUUCAAGAAAAAUCAAUUACACUAAUUCAAGUUGAAACUGAAUUUCAAACCAGCAUGUUUCAAACAUUAAAUAAUAUUCGUAGGCAAGAGAUAUUCGAUGAAUCUUUUAUAAAUUUAGAUUCAAAAAAAGAAAUAUAUGGCCGUGGUUUUGGGCUAUGCAAAAAGGCUUUAAAUUUGGCAAUCUUAAACAAUUCUAGCGAAGCUUUUGAAGAACUUUUACAACAAUUUAUUAAAAAGCAAAAUAAAAUGUCUACAGAAUCUUCCGAAGAUUCUAAUAACAUUAAUAAUAUCACAGAUCUGAUUCAGCACAAAGAGAAAGGCCGACCUACAAAUAAAAGAUACUUGUAG
Molecule: messenger RNA, 1500 nt
Organism: Racocetra persica
Lineage: Eukaryota; Fungi; Glomeromycota; Glomeromycetes; Diversisporales; Gigasporaceae
Source: the annotation of a GenBank genome assembly